Molecule: messenger RNA, 1326 nt
Organism: Papaver somniferum (opium poppy)
Lineage: Eukaryota; Viridiplantae; Streptophyta; Magnoliopsida; Ranunculales; Papaveraceae
Exons: 9
Coding region: 1-1326 (441 amino acids)
Biological process (GO): protein phosphorylation; regulation of DNA-templated transcription
Molecular function (GO): ATP binding; protein kinase activity
Source: RefSeq, a predicted model, not a curated record
AUGGCUCUAAACCCUGAAUUCACUUUGGAAGAAGAUUUAUGUAAACCAAAUCAUCGCGAUGGAAUUAUGUUGUAUGUUCGAUAUGGAACUAUUCGGGAUAACGUUAAAGAAUUUAUGACAUUAGUUCGUAUUAUGGGUGAAAUACGAUUAAGGGGUGAAACUGACGCUGAAGUCUUAGAGAGCUCUAUUCAAGAAUGGAGAAGGCUAUUUUCAGCAAUUGUUCCAACAGAUUAUGCUUCUAAGGAUAUUCAAUUGUACAGGAAUCGAUCAGCUGAGAACCUUUACGGUUAUUCUGCUUCAGAAGCCCUUGGUCGGAAUGUUUUUGACCUCUUGGUUGAAACCAAAGAAGCCAGAGAAGACGCGACGCAUAUAUUGCACAAGAAUGCCUCGGGGGGAAGUUGGACUGGGACAUUCCCAGUUAAGAAUAACCAAGGAGAACGAAUUUUAAUCCAUAUUACCAAUACUCCCCUCUAUGAUGAUAAUGGUAGUAUUGCUGGGGUUAUCUGUGUAUCUGCUGAUUCACAGGACUUUCUCCAGAUACCGCCAGUUUCAUUUGAGGGAGUCGAUUCCGGCUUCCGCCAGCUGGUGGAGCUUGCACACUUGGAGGGGACGUACCCCCCAUCUCCGUUUGGUGUACCGUUCAAACCUGUCUCAGGCUUAGGAAAAAAAUUCGGUGGCGAGGAUGAAGGCAAAAUUGGGAUUCAUAAGAUUUGUACUUCUAUAGCAGAUUCCUGCUCCUGCACAACUAGCAACAAAAGCAUGCCAUAUGCAUGGAAAGGAAGUGAACGUGAUGGGUUGGUAGCAAGGACUACAUAUGACAUCUUUGCCUUCAUGAGAAGUAAACAAGAAAAUGAUGGCUUUGAUUGGCCAAGGAGUACUGAUUCCUAUGGUAGUAGCAGUCCUCUUAGUAAUUUUGGUACAGGAGCAGACUUAUGGCAUUAUGACAUCUUAUGGGAAGAGUUGACUGUCGGAGAACAAAUAGGACGAGGUUCAUGCGGAACUGUAUAUCAUGGAACAUGGUGUGGUUCGGACGUUGCUUUGAAAAUGUUCUAUAAAAUGGAGUACUCCACUGACCUGCUACACUCUUUUAGGCAAGAGUUGCCUCAACGAGGCACUUGUAACAUCGAUUGGAGGCGGCGUGUUCUCAUGGCUUUAGACAUUGCACGAGGGAUGAACUAUCUUCAUAGUUGCAAUCCUCCAGUUGUGCAUUGUGAUUUGAAGUCCUCAAAUCUGUUAGUUGAUAAUAAUUGGACUGUGAAGGUUGCCGAUUCUCCACUUAAACUAAUCCAAUUACUAAGUGAUCAUUAUGAAUUUUUAUUUGAUUAA